Messenger RNA from Necator americanus (New World hookworm), 1434 nucleotides. RefSeq lists its product as uncharacterized. The coding region runs from base 1 to 1434 and encodes 477 amino acids. The record is from RefSeq and is a predicted model, not a curated record. The transcript is spliced from 12 exons. NCBI's taxonomy places the organism in Eukaryota, Metazoa, Nematoda, Chromadorea, Rhabditida, Ancylostomatidae.
AUGCGUACCGCAGUUGUUCAGCAUGGUCUCAUUCACAACGAUCCAGAUGUGGAUCCCAUCUUCAGGUUACUUCACGCGGAGAAGAAGACCAGUACUGAUGAAGAAUUCAACGUCAUGGCUCCAACAGUAGUCCUAGGGAAAGGCACGUAUUCACCAUGGAAUUCUCAGAAUACUCUGUUUAGUAGACGAGCGUUUUUCACUCUAUAUCUUCCCAUCACAGCACCAUCUUCGUGGGUGGCCGACUUGAUUAGAUCGUAUUUUGCUCAGAAGUUACUGCACAUGAUCGACGAGAAUGUCGCAUUUUAUCCUCCAAAUGUCAGGAGAACCACGAAAUCGCACGAUCUUCUUGCUGAAUUUGAAGGUCAAAGAGAUGCUUUUUUGAAGUCUGAAGAAAUAAUCAAGUUUCUUGAUUCGUGGGAAUGUAUACAUAAAGAAAUAUCUACGUGCACUGUGCUUCUUGCCGUAGAAUUCAGCAAGAAAGGUUUCUGGGGAUCUGCAGAUGCGGAAAUGAUAAGAAAAUGGAUCGAUCACCUUCGCAGUAUCGGAUAUCAGUUCCCUCGUAAAUCUAACCACAUAAAAUAUAUUCCACGUGAAGAUAUACGAGGAGCGAAUUGUCGACGGGCAAAUGUGGAGUUUGAAGCUGACGGAUUCGAUGAACAAAAAUCAGCAGAUAAACUUAGGAUGUUUGCAAAUAUCGAUGACUGGUGCACAAAAACCGGUGAAAACUACACAGAAUUUCGACAGAAAUUUCCAUCACCAUCGAAGCUCACAUUAUUACAUGCUAACAAUGUUGUCCUUAGAAAUCUACGAAAGAGUGUACUCGUCAUCACCAACAAUUACCCAUGGAAUCACACAAUUGGAUUGCUUCAGAGACUAUACCAGCCGUUUUUUGCAUUAACAAUUUUCUGCGGUUCAUGGUUCCCUGAGAAAUAUCAUAAUGAGCGGAGGUAUGUUCUCUGGCAGUCUUCCAAGCUGAGUUCAACACCUCCGACAUUCCCAGUUUUUGGGAUCGGAAACCUAGCUAAGAGUAAACCACUGCCAAGAUUCAGCACAGUAUUGGCAAAAUGUCGCAAGGUCUGCAUAGUUUGUCGAAAUGUCUGCUUGGCACUACAGCAGAUACACUGUCUCAGUACCCCGGAAGACCUGCCGUCCCAAUCGUCGGACGGUAUGGCGACCAGUAAGAGUCAAAUCAAAUCUCAGGUUGCUCAGCACGUCUUCAACUCUGGACCAAGACGACACGUGCACGAAUCUCCAUGGAGGCUUUCUCAGAUUUGCACUUACAAAGUGCCCAAAGACGUUGACCUACAUGCCCUCCUUAAAGGUACAGAGGAUAUCAAACUUCACGUGAUUCCUCUGCAAGAGAGCAGUAGCAGAAGGAGCGACGCGCGACAAGUGGUUGGUGGUACGGCAGUCAUUGGCGAAGAGAAAGUUUAG